Electrophorus electricus (electric eel) is the source of this 3031-nucleotide messenger RNA. Its product is annotated as HHIP-like protein 1. NCBI's taxonomy places the organism in Eukaryota, Metazoa, Chordata, Actinopteri, Gymnotiformes, Gymnotidae. The record is from RefSeq and is a predicted model, not a curated record. Gene Ontology annotation, cellular component: membrane.
AUGCAUGCCCUGAAGACACCCCUUACACAUGUCGUGGGAUGGCCUUGGCCGGCAGGGACGCCUGCUCACAUUCUCUUCACCGUGAUAAGUACAGUGCGGAUCUGGAGGGCCUGGUCUCUGUGCUCACACUGCCUGCUGCUGCUGUUGAUGAUGCAGCUUCAGCAUUCUCAUGGCCACCCACAGUGCCUCGACUACAAGCCGCCUUUCCAGCCUCAGGAACCUCUAGCCUUCUGCAAGGAGUAUGCCAAGUUUGGCUGCUGCGAUCAGGAAAGAGACACCCAGAUUUCCCGCCAAUUCUAUGAGAUUAUGGGCUAUUUUGAUUCGUCCGGGUUCAUGGCGUGUGGGAAGUACAUCCGCAGCGUUCUGUGCCAGGAAUGUUCUCCUUAUGCAGCGCAUUUGUAUGAUGCCGAGGACGCAAACACCCCUAUGCGUGACCUCCCAGGCCUGUGCCGUGGCUACUGCACUGAUUUCUGGCUACAGUGCCGGUACACUCUCAGCCUGCUGACCAACAACAACAUCACUGCCACGAUCGAGGAGGACCGCAAAAAGUUCUGCGACUACUUGGAGCUGAAGGACCCAGAGUACUGCUACCCGAACGUCCUCACCAGUGACGAGCUGAAUGCCAACCUGGGUAGUGUCAAGGCUGAGCCCAAUGGCUGCCUUCAGCUUUGCCUGCAGGAAGUGGCUAACGGAUUGCGCAACCCGGUGGCGAUGGUACAUGCCGACGACGGCACGCACCGCUUUUUCAUAGCAGAACAGCUGGGCUACGUGUGGACAUACCUGCCGGAUGGCUCGAGGCUCGACAGGCCCUUCCUGAAUCUCACCAAAGCCGUGCUGACGUCGCCCUGGGCCGGAGACGAGAGGGGCUUCCUCUGUAUCGCCUUUCACCCCAGGUUCAGUGUGGUCAAAAAGGCAUAUGUCUACUACUCAGUGUCUGUGAACAAGCAGGAGAGGAUACGGAUCAGCGAGUUCACUCUGUCCAACACGGAUGUGAACAUGCUGGAUCACUCGUCUGAGAGGACUCUUUUGGAAGUUGUGGAACCUGCAGCAAACCACAAUGGAGGGCAGCUGCUGUUUGGUUUGGAUGGCUACCUUUACAUCUUCAUAGGAGAUGGAGGCAGAGCGGGAGACCCCUUUGGCCAGUUUGGAAAUUCCCAAAACAAGUCCACUCUACUAGGCAAGGUUCUGCGAAUUGAUGUAGACAACAAUGAUGAUGGCGCCCCCUACAGUAUCCCAUCAGAUAAUCCUUUCAUCAGAGAGAAACAUGCAAAACCAGAGAUCUAUGCCUAUGGAGUGAGAAACAUGUGGAGAUGCUCCAUUGACAGAGGAGACCAAAUCACAGGAAAGGGGCGUGGCCGCAUGUUCUGUGGAGAUGUUGGACAGAACAAAUUUGAAGAAGUGGAUCUCAUUGAAAAAGGUGGCAACUAUGGAUGGAGGGCAAAAGAGGGGUUCUCCUGCUAUGACAAAAAACUGUGUCUUAACUCUUCCCUUGAUGAUAUCCUCCCUAUAUUUGCUUACCCACAUAAACUGGGAAAAUCAGUAACUGGUGGCUACAUCUACAGGGGCUGUCAGAUGCCAAAUCUUAAUGGUCUCUACAUCUUUGGAGAUUUUAUGAGCGGACGGCUCAUGUCUCUAAAAGAGAACCCAGGCACUGGAAAAUGGGACUACACAGAGCUAUGUAUGGGCACAGACAAGACAUGUCGCUUUCCCAAACUGAUCAACAGCUACUACAAGUAUAUCAUAUCCUUUGCUGAAGAUGAGGCAGGUGAGCUCUACUUUCUAGCAACAGGAGUGGCGAGUGCAACUGCCAGAGCAGGAUUGGUGUAUAAGAUAGUGGAUCCAUCCAGGAGGGCACCUCCAGGCAAGUGCACCAUUAAACCCACUCCAGUUCAUAUAAAGGGCAAACUGAUCCAGUUCCACCCUAAGGAGGAUUUUGUGAUCAAUAAAAAACCUAAAACAACUGCUCCCCCUAAGACCAAAGCAACUCCUAAAGCCAGUUUAACCGUAUCUCGGACCAUGACAAGAACCACAAAAAAACCUCCCACUGCAACUCCAGGGAUUCCUGCACAAAUGUCAAAAUCACUUGCACCGACUCAUAGGCCCAGAGCACCCACUCCAAACUUCCACAUUCCAAUUCCAAAGCCAACCUUCAGGCCAGCAACAACAAACCCUAAUGUUCUUAGAACACAGAAAAUGCCAGCUGUCACCAUGCAUCCCUUUCUGGACCAGGUAACUACAGUGAGGCCAGAAAAUAUUGCCACUUUGGUGGGGAGAUCAGGCCAGGCUCCUGCUUGGUCACACACAGCCAGACCCCUGGUAUCACAAGCCACAACUCGCAGGGCACCUCCAAACGCAUCACGCUUAUCCACUCAAGGGUCCCACAUUGGCAGCAAUACCAAGAAGUAUUGGACCACCUCUGUGACCACUCCCAUGCCAAUAUAUUGGUCUCCAUCCUUUAAGCCCACACUAAAGACACCACAACCUAACUUCACCUUCCUUAAACCUCAGGAGAAGUCUCAGGAGGGCACUAAGAGCAAGUCUGACCAGCCAUCAAACAAGCCUCAUAAGAGGGGCAAGGGAAGAAAAAUUAGGAACCGCCAGGGCAAGGCAGGUCAGAGGAGGUUACGGCAAGGGCAGGUGAGGCUGGUUAGCACCAUUAACUGGCCAGACCGUGGACGAGUGGAAAUCUUUGUGCGAGGUGAGUGGGGAACAGUGUGCGAUGACCUCUUCAACAGCAAGGCCGCAGCAGUGGUGUGCAGGCAAUUGGGCUUUGCCAGGGUUGUGCGCGUGGUCAAACGGGCUGAACUUGGCUCGGGGGGCAGUGAUCUCAGCAUCCUCCUGGAUGAUGUCGAAUGCGAAGGAACGGAGAGGACGCUGCUGCACUGCAAACAUGCUAAAGUAGGCAAACACAAUUGCUCCCACGCAGAGGACGUUGGGGUUGUGUGCGGCUACGGGGGGCAUGGUGUGGAGUGACAACUCUGCCCCAGCCAUCUUUUCGUGCCUGGAGAACAGAGGACAAUGACAGAAUUAG